This is a messenger RNA of Colletes gigas, 1648 nucleotides long. Its product is annotated as protein odr-4 homolog. Gene Ontology annotation, biological process: intracellular protein localization. NCBI's taxonomy places the organism in Eukaryota, Metazoa, Arthropoda, Insecta, Hymenoptera, Colletidae. Gene Ontology annotation, cellular component: endomembrane system. Bases 134 to 1519 code for a protein of 461 amino acids. The record is from RefSeq and is a predicted model, not a curated record. The transcript is spliced from 8 exons.
CUGACAUCACGGACAGGGUGGGAGAACUGCAAAAAAUUCAUACGAUGUAUUAGAGUGCGUGUUACCGUGUAAUCAAUGGUAAGAAUAACGCACGACAGCUGCAAUCAGACGUUCUAUAAUAUUAUUGAAAAAAAUGGGUCGAACUGUGUACGCGGAAGAGCGUCUGCACACGUACCUGACAUCGUUAGCAAAACCUGAUGAAUAUACAAUAGGACUAAUUUUGGGACAGAGUGCUGGUCAAAAAGACUAUAUUGUACACUUAGCAAAAACACCACCUCCGGUUGCUAAGAAUGUAGUAGAAGAAACAUUGAUCAGUUCUACGGCAAAUGUUCAGCAAGAAACUGCUGUAAGAUACAUUAAAUCAGUGAGAGAUAUACCUGAAAGCUGGGUGGCAGAUCAUGCUAAACACGUUACCAGAAUGUUGCCUGGUGGAAUGCGAGUUCUUGGUGCGUUUAUUGUUGGUCCUGAUGAUACUAUGAAUGAUAAUACAAAUGUACACAAAAUUAAAUCUAUUCUUAUGGCCAUUCAGAAAAAUUUAACACAAAAUAGAUACCUUUGCGGAAACAAUGAAGAGCAUCUAAUUUUAAGCUUAAGUAGCAUUACACAAAAAUAUAUUUGUAAAUCUGUAGAAACGAAUAAAACUGGAAUGUUGAAGCCAGCAGAAUGGAAGUUUCAAGAAAAAGCUACCAAAUGGCAUCAACUCGAAACUAUCGUAGAUUUUGAUCGCUUAUUUCUCAUUGCUGCUGAUAAAGAUCCUGAAACUCUUAAAAAGCAACUACAGAAUAUAUUAAACAGUAUAUCAUCUACCAUCGAGUCUUCUUUGACCGUUAUCGAAGGAGAAGUACGGUCUCCGGAUGAUGCGUUGGAAGUAAUUAACAAAAGUAAAAAAGAUGAAAAAGGUUGUAAAAAUAAUGAAAAUAGUAGUAACGAUAAAUCGAUUCAGAUUAACUUGUACGUUCCGUGUCAAAACGAAAAUACUAGCUCGGAUGUGAGGAUAACAUCGUGUAAUGCGUCAAUACGUUUAGUUGGACAGUUAGCGAGUAGAACCUUCGUUCAUCAGAAAGCAAACAUUGAAGAAGCUAAUGUAGCAAUAAAACAAGAUAUAAUAAGAUCGCUAGCAAGUAGAUUAGAAAUGCAUUGGGACAGUUUGAUUGAAGAAGAAAAUGGAUCUCCAGAAGAGAAUAUAACGUUACACGAACCUCCGAGAAGAGUAUUAAUAGCAUUACCAGAAAGUAAAGUAACAUUGUCAGACUACCUUUUUCCCGGCGAAGGUCCGCAAGAAGCCCUUUUAUCGUUGCAAGAACUGUUAGACUUGAAAGUACAAGAAAGUAAUGUUCAAAAAGACAUAGAGCUCCAAGCCGAUCCUACAGAAUUCUACUGCCAAAGUGAAAUUGAUGUGAAACCUAUCGAUCUUGGUAAAGAUUCGUCUAGAAAUACCCAAUCUACAAUAUACAUCGCAGGUAUCGGUAUUGCAGUUAUAAUUUUGAUUAUUGCUAUCAUAAUACAUAAAUUAUAUUAAAGUAAAAAAUUAAUACAAAAUUAGGAUGGAUUUAUAUUUUACUGCAACAUGUAAAGUAUAAAUUAUGUACAUUGUAAUGCAUUAUCGUAAUAUUACAUGCACAAGAAAAAAUAUUAAUAAGCAAAAAUA